AUGCAAUUUAUGAGCCAGUCGAUGGGCUGGGCGGACAACUUCAUACUGGCAAUGGCUCCCCUAGGCAUAAUCACUGUUAUUGUCAGUGCCAUCAGAGUCAGUGGCCCUUCAUGGCUCAGAGCCAUCAUCGGAAGAUCCAGGGAGAACCUCGCCGUCGCCGAAGCGGAACUGAUGUCAUCCACAUCGAAAGAAGUCUGUGAGGUCUGGAAUGGCCACGGGGUGGUAAGAUGUAUGGGAUUAUCCCCGGUUUCUGAGUUUAUAUGCUUGAUAUCCACGGAUACGCCGAGCACUGGAAAUGGUCGAUCGGUCGAUACAACAGUAGGGGCUGUCAGCGUGGGUAAAGCGGUGGAAAGGGGUUAUCUUGAGGAGUUUGGUUAGUAAUCUCAUUCUCCUCCAGCAGACUCAUACUCACCUCUUCAUCAGAGACGAACCUCUGGGACGGCAUCAAACACAUGAUUCAUCGGAAACACUCUCCCGGUGACUUGAAUGCGGAGCAAGGGCAAGGAACACGCGAUCCUUCGGCGCCCCAGAUUAUCAUCGCAAGGAAUAUGGUGGCCGAUGCGCCAAACAUUGCGCUCAAUUCCCACAACCAGCUAGGAAGAGGAGAAUUACUUGUGGUUGCGGUCAUCGGGACCAUCCUACAGCUGGGGGUCCUCACGUAUUCUGGGUUCGCCACCUACUACCCGUCACUGAGACUUGCCAAGGACGGACGCCCCGUUGCAGAUUAUGCGUUUCCCUGCACUGCAGCCGGGACACUUACGUUGGUGGCUGGGAUGUUGAUAUGUUCCCAUGUUGUUGAGAGCAGCACCGAAGAGAAGCGAUAUAAACCAGGGCGGGGGAAGGAAAUCCGAAUGGUUUGGCUGCAGAGGGCCGAAACUGUGAGCGACCAGGUCUUCAAUUCUUUUGCGGUAUUUGCCUCGGAUAAGCGAGCUCUCAUUACGACGUCCCACCGAGUGCCCGAAGAAAGUCGUCAAGGUACCAUUUUAGCAUUGAAAACUGUCCUCGGCGCGGUAGUCGGUCUCUGCGGGUUCGUCGUGCAGUUUAUCGGCUUGCGCGGGAUGCACUGGUCUGCCUCGGUCGCUCAACUUGGGGCAGUCCUCUUAAUGACUGGCCUCAGGGCGUGGGUUCGUCGUGGGCUAGCGGAACCUCCUCGAUACCAUCCCCUCUCUCGGGGAUUCGAGCUUGAAUGGUUUGCGAUAACGCUGGGGGAUCUUGACAAUGCACCCUGGUGGGAUCCCCCAGAGCCCGAGUCGAAAGUUAAAAACUGCAAAAACAGCAACUGGGGGAUCAUGACCGGCGGAAGUCCUGAGAUACAUGAGAAACUGCGACAGACAAGCAAGAAUGGCACAUCGAAGGCGUAUACGGUCAUGAAGAUAAGGAGAGAUCUUGGGCAGCUGUAUGAUUGGCGAGGUCCCGCAUCAGCAGAGGCUAUCUCCCUUGCAAGGGCAAUCGAGGUCACGAUGAAUGCUCUAUUUAGCUCUUCUCCCACUGCUAGCUUUGUGUGGUCCCUUAAAGCCCACUCUGCCGAAUCAAACGCCCAGUCAGUCAACCUUCAUUUGAAACAACAAAAUGGAAGCUGGAAAGCAUCCGCGGAAGAGAUCGAGGCAGCGCUAUCGUUGUGGCUCUUUUCCGUCAGCGAUCAAGAGCAGGGCCAGAAUCGGCAAGUGUCUCCGGGAACUCCACGUUCCGAAGACGACGCGCGGUUCCGCGCCAAAAGAUCGCCCGCAAAGCGUAGCCUGCGACUUCUUGGCUCAUAUACGCAGAGGCUCCGUCGACACCUCCAGUUGCUUAUGCCUGAUGGCGCGGCCCGAGUAAUAAAAGUGCAGAUGACGGCACAGCUCGAUGACAGCAGCAGAAUUCAAGUGGAGCCUCAUAGGGUUGUCGGAUCCGGCUAUAGCGCAACUCAUCAUCCUGUCGGAUACAGGAUCUGGAAGUCAUCACCGACCCCACCAAAGGAUAAAUUGGACAAGCACGUUGGUGAGGGAGAAGCCAGGAAUGUAUUUUUGGCGACUGAGUCGCAUGACCCCUUGAAUUUGUUAUAUGCCCAAGACAUGUUCUCGGCUUUUAUGUGGGCUGUGGCGAAGACACUGACGCAUCCCAUCGAGGGCGCCGACAUACAACCUAAUGACACUCGCGGCGUUGACGCCUGGCGAUCCUUUACGCUCCGUAUUGAUUCUCUGUCGAAGAUGGCUCGGGAAAUACAGAGCACUGGACUUGGAAAUCUAGAAGAUGUCUACCUGAGCAUCAUCCCGCCACUGAGUGUUGAGCACAAGCUUCUGCAGUCAGACACGAUCAUUGACUUGGCACGAGAACAUGCGAGGCGACAGGAGAAGCUAGGGCAUUGGACGGAGGCCGGCCUCGUAUAUUUGUGGCUCUUUCAAACAGUAAAGAUAUUCCCUGAACAGAGUCGCAUUGCCACGAGGGCUACGGCCGAGUUGACGGAAUAUCUGAGAAUGGUCACUGCAGUCAUCGAAUUGAGGGAGGCGCAACAAUAUGAGGAGAGAGAUAUACGGGACCUGAAGGAGCUGAAAUCGAAGCUUGAUGAGAAGCUGGAAACUGCCGACCGGGCCAUCCUGUCGAGCCUCAUUAGGCUAUACGAGGCACAGGGUCGUCCCUGGAAUGGCGACCUUGUAGGACUCGGAUCUGCUGAAGACACAAUUUACUCUAAAGUGUUCAACUUCAAGGAGCUGCACAGACUCGCUCAAUCCAGCGACUGGAAGGGUACCGAAGCGAUCACAAGGGCUUUACGAGAUGGAGAGGAUGUGAAUGUGACGGAUAUUUGCAAUUGGACGCCUCUCCAUUACGCCGCAGCGAAGGGAUCCACAGAGACCGCCGUUGAACUACUGAAGCGCCGAGCCGAUGUAAACGCCCGAAAUCUUCUCGAAUGGACACCACUGCAUUACGCCUGCCAGGCCGGCAAGGCUCGAAUCGUGCGGAACCCCAUCCGCGAAGGCGCAGAUCUUGAUGUGCACGGCAGAGAUGGAUUAGCGCCACUGCACUGUGCAACAAUGAAUGGCCAUCUCGAAGUGGUCAAGCGGUUGAUCGAAGCGGGAGCAGCUCUUGACGUUCUGGACACAUCCGGAAACACACCGCUAUUCUGGGCUGCAUACAAGGGACAUCGGGGCAUCGUCGGAUAUCUGUGGCAAGAUGCAAAUAAAAAGCUGCGAGACCACAACGGCAGGACUGCCUUGCAUCUAGCAGCGAUAGCGGGAAGGGCAGAAGUAGUCUCACAGCUCGUUGAGCUGGGCGCUGACAAGGAGGCCAAAUCCCGCGCUGGCCAGACGCCGCUGCACUUUGCCGCCUCCGAACUCGUCGCGAGGCUGCUUGUUGAGCUAGGUGCCGAUAAGGAGGCUCAGGACCACACCCGCCAGACGCCGCUGCACUUUGCCUCAGCGACCGGGCAUGAAGGUGUCGCGAGGCUGCUUGUUGAGCUAGGUGCUGAUAAGGAGGCUUAG
Molecule: messenger RNA, 3455 nt
Organism: Clonostachys solani
Lineage: Eukaryota; Fungi; Ascomycota; Sordariomycetes; Hypocreales; Bionectriaceae
Source: the annotation of a GenBank genome assembly